GCUAGCAUUACAUGAAAUCCGUGUUUUUUGAACAGCCCUUGCUUCCAUUGGCAAUCCAGGCCUCUACCUGCACGAACGAUCCUCUUCUCGGUUUGACCGAGAAUUUUGUCUUCAAUAAAGAGUGUGGGCCUAUUUUCAAGGGGCAUCAAGGCGCCACUUCUGACGCAGAGGAAGGUCGAGUUUCUAAGAAGGCCAAGAGGAGGGAUCCUAAAGAAAAAACUAAGGUGAAGGCCAAGAAGAGGCCUCGUGACGCAGAGGAAGAUCGAGUUUCUGAGAAGGCCAAGAGGGAUCCUGAAGAAAAAACAGGUGCCUCUUCAGAGGUGAAGGCCAAGAAGAGGUCUAAGAAGGCCAAGAGGGAUCCUGAAGAAAAAACAGGUGCCUCUUCUGAGGUGAAGGCCAAGAAGAGGCCUCGUGACGCAGAGGAAGAUCGAGUUUCUGAGAAGGCCAAGAGGGAUCCUGAAGAAAAAACAGGUGCCUCUUCUGAGGUGAAGGCCAAGAAGAGGCCUCGUGACGCAGAGGAAGAUCGAGUUUCUAAGAAGGCCAAGAGGGAUCCUGAAGAAAAAACAGGUGCCUCUUCAGAGGUGAAGGCCAAGAAGAGGCCUCGUGACGCAGAGGAAGAUCGAGUUUCUAAGAAGGCCAAGAGGGAUCCUGAAGAAAAAACAGGUGCCUCUUCAGAGGUGAAGGCCAAGAAGAGGUCUAAGAAGGCCAAGAGGGAUCCUGAAGAAAAAACAGGUGCCUCUUCUGAGGUGAAGGCCAAGAAGAGGCCUCGUGACGCAGAGGAAGAUCGAGUUUCUGAGAAGGCCAAGAGGGAUCCUGAAGAAAAAACAGGUGCCUCUUCUGAGGUGAAGGCCAAGAGGGAUCCUGAAGAAAAAACAGGUGCCUCUUCUGAGGUGAAGGCCAAGAAGAGGCCUCGUGACGCAGAGGAAGAUCGAGUUUCUGAGAAGGCCAAGAGGAUCCUGAAGAAAAAACAAGCCUCUUCGCCCAAGAAGAGUAGGGAUCCUGAAGAAAAAACAUGCCUCUUCUGA
Penaeus vannamei (Pacific white shrimp) is the source of this 1025-nucleotide messenger RNA. NCBI's taxonomy places the organism in Eukaryota, Metazoa, Arthropoda, Malacostraca, Decapoda, Penaeidae. The record is from RefSeq and is a predicted model, not a curated record.